Messenger RNA from Diaporthe amygdali, 1659 nucleotides. RefSeq lists its product as uncharacterized. The transcript is spliced from 3 exons. NCBI's taxonomy places the organism in Eukaryota, Fungi, Ascomycota, Sordariomycetes, Diaporthales, Diaporthaceae. Gene Ontology annotation, molecular function: sequence-specific DNA binding; zinc ion binding. The coding region runs from base 1 to 1659 and encodes 552 amino acids. The record is from RefSeq and is a predicted model, not a curated record. Gene Ontology annotation, cellular component: nucleus. Gene Ontology annotation, biological process: DNA-templated transcription; positive regulation of transcription by RNA polymerase II.
AUGGUUCUCAAUAGCCCGCAUAUAGUGGAGCCAACCCCCCGGAUAGCUCCAGCGGAGGACAACGGCGAAGCGGGAGCACCUUCCAGACAGUCGCCAGAAUUAGAGGCGGCCGAGAUUGAAGGACAGUUCUUUGAUCCGACGUCUGGUCUAACGUUUUUGCAUCGAGCGUACAAGCGAUUCUCAACGCAGAAGAACUAUGAAGUCGUGCCGCACGUGCUGACGGGAAGCGAGAAGGACCAGCUUCUCAUGAAUGCUGGCGACAAACCUUUUGUCAUGGAAGGUAGUGGGUCUGUCGAAGUUCCGCCAAGAUCUCUUGCCGAAGAGCUUGUUUCCUUUUACUUCGACGUCUGCGUGGUUACGUAUCGCAUGUUUCAUCGUGGAACAGUGCUCAACUGGCUUGAGAACAUGUUGACCAACGUGCAGCGAGAGCUGUCUCCCUCGCGCGGUCUAGGGUACGCUAAGACUUCAAUUAUCUUUACCAUAUUAGCUAUCUCCUCCUUCCGCCGCGAGAAGAUCAAUGGACAUGCAACAGUAGACUACGAGGACACCAUUGCAUUGCAGCAGAGCGAUCAGUACUUCCGCGCUGCAUUGGAUCUCACCAGUACUGAGCGAGGAAUGCCACGACUCGAAUCUGCGCAGGCAAGACUGAUUCAGGUCCUGUAUCUUCUCCAGACAUCCCGGAUGAACCAAGCUUGGUACAUUUUCGGGACCACGUCGCAAAUUAUUUCCGUAUUAGGUCUGUAUCGCAAGUCCGGGCGGAACAGGAGCGCAAACACGAAGGCGGUCGACUACCUGGAUCUGCAGUGUCGCAGGCGGACGUUUUGGGUGGCAUAUACACUUGACCAAUAUUUAAGUGUCGCUCUCGGCCGAACAAGACAUUACCACGAGGAGGAUAUCGAUCAAGAAUUUCCGGACUUGGUCAAUGACGAAGACAUGGCUCCAGGUGGUCCCUCCGAAGGCGAGUUGCUAGAAGACUGUCACGUAGACGCGCUUGUGUGGCAUGCGAAGCUUGCCAUGAUCAUAAGUGGUAUUUCCAGAGAAGUUUAUUCUGUGAAACGCAUACCCAAACACGAACGUGCCGCCGCGGCCCAUCGUGCCAACCAAAAGCUCCAUGAAUGGCACGAAUCCCUGCCUCCACACCUAGGGAGCGUCCGGCCCUCGUCUCUUAUCCCAAGUUUCCGCCGCCAGGCCAUUGCUCUCAAGCUAGCCUACAUGCACUCCAUCAUUCAUGCGAACCGCCUCUUUCUGCUGGGUCAAAAGAGCGAUGCUGGCUUCUCCCCUGAUGACGUCGCGGCAGAUGUGCAAGGAAACGUCCUUGAGUGCGUGAAAGCUGCGCGUGUGGUACUUCAGACGUUCAACUCCAUGGUGGUCGACGGCACCUUGUUCUAUGCCUUCUGGUGGACUCAGUACGCCACAUUCUGCGCUCUAACAGUUGUCGAAAACGUUACAGCGUUAAGGAUUGAGAACGACAGUAACGCAGUUACUGGUACCGAUCUAGACACAACUUUCAACUAUGAUCAAAAUACUGGGCUACAUCCCGCCCUUUCAGAGCGACAGGAUGUCUAUGGGAUAGACCUUCUGCAACAUUGGCAACCAACGGAUUGGAUUGAUCUCGACUCAUCAAUAUGGUUUGCUCUUGAUUCUGACUCACCGCAAUAG